GCUUUAUCUUCCGUUUUCUCCCUUAUACCAAGCUCCUGCCCUUUGAUUUCUCUCCUAAUUAAUGGUUCCAAUAAUCUUCCUAUUCAAUUCCCAAAUUCAAUAUGCUUGUUAUAUAUACUUGAUCUCCAUUCGUUCGAAUUGGCUAUUCCAAAUGAAGUUUUUGUGUUUAAAUGCCGAUGGCUUCACUGGCCUCCAUCGUUUCAUCUAGAUCGACAUCUCAUCAAAUUUUGAAUUUCGUAUUCAAUUCUCCUAUCGAUCUCUCUAGAGUGAAUCCCCUUCACCUGUGUCCGGCGCUGGGAUUGGAUUUGAGGCAGAUUGACAAUAAUCCUUGCCCUAGCUUGAUGACAUCGAAGCCAGAGUUCGGCAAUCGAUUUCUUCGUGAGCAGGGUAGCAAGGGCAUGACAGCGAUGAAGAUGACCGUUAGCGGUGGAUUUGCCACGAGCUCAGAACGAGGAGAGUUGCACGGAUUUCGAGCAGACCAGAAGAUGAUUGAUAAUGGAAGAUCAAUUAUAGUGGUACCAAGGAUACGGCCUCCUAAUGAACCACCGCCAUAGGGUGAAGCUAAAGCUCGCUGUCCGUACCUUUGCUCAGUGAAGUGAUCCCAAGGAAGACGUGGUUCGUGCUUCCUUUACUGUAUUGAAACUAUAAGCUAUGUUCAAGGAUAUUUUGUAAUGAAUACAUUGUUUUGGGCCCGCAAGCCCACAUUUUGACCAUAUGCGGCCCAUUGUUGACUAUUGAAUAUUUUCGCUAUGCAAUCAAUCUAACUUGUAAUGUUGUUA
Molecule: messenger RNA, 779 nt
Organism: Cuscuta epithymum
Lineage: Eukaryota; Viridiplantae; Streptophyta; Magnoliopsida; Solanales; Convolvulaceae
Source: the annotation of a GenBank genome assembly